Messenger RNA from Eutrema salsugineum, 734 nucleotides. RefSeq names its product cytosolic sulfotransferase 1. Gene Ontology annotation, cellular component: cytoplasm. The record is from RefSeq and is a predicted model, not a curated record. Gene Ontology annotation, biological process: sulfation. Gene Ontology annotation, molecular function: sulfotransferase activity. The transcript has a single exon. The coding region runs from base 27 to 545 and encodes 172 amino acids. Lineage: Eukaryota; Viridiplantae; Streptophyta; Magnoliopsida; Brassicales; Brassicaceae.
UUUGGUAACAAGGACCAACAAAACAAAUGGAUCUGAAAGAGAAGCUUCCGGUCAACGUAAGAGACGACAAGAUAAGCGAAGAAACCAAGAGUUUGAUCUCUUCUCUUCCUUCACACACAGAUUCCCAUGGGAACAAGAUGUGUAGGUUUCAAGGAUGUUGGUAUUACUACAACACUCUCCAAGGCGUUCUUAAUUUCCAGCGAGGUUUUCAACCGCAAGACACGGAUAUAAUCCUUGCUUCCUACCCCAAAUCAGGCACCACUUGGCUCAAGGCCCUCACAGUCGCCCUCCUCGAGAGAUCAAAGAACCAUUCCUCUGAUCAUCAUCCUCUACUAUCUCAUAAUCCUCAGAGGAUUGUACCAUACUUUGAGCUCGGUUUAUAUAUUGAAAGCUCGAGUCCUGACCUGACCAAGUACUCAUCAGUUCCGAGGCUGUUCUCGACUCACAUGCCACUGGACGCGAUGCACGAGACCCUCAAGGACUCUCCUUGCAAGAUUGUGUACGUGUGCAGGAACGUAAAGGACACAUUGGUCUCAUGGUGGUAAUACACAUGGUUACUAUGAAAAGCCGCGCGAGAAGUGGGAUUAGUGGAUCUGUGGAUGGUCUUAAUACCAAACAUUCGGAUUUUCAAAUCCAUUCAAACAUGUGGUUUUUUUUAUAGAUGUCACUCUAAAUAUCAUUUGAACAAAGAUCCGAGGGUCUUUCUCUAAUAUUCUAAAGAUAGAACAUGCAUU